Messenger RNA from Ochotona princeps (American pika), 1005 nucleotides. It is a transcript of the gene MRPS7, whose product is annotated as mitochondrial ribosomal protein S7. The transcript is spliced from 5 exons. NCBI's taxonomy places the organism in Eukaryota, Metazoa, Chordata, Mammalia, Lagomorpha, Ochotonidae. The coding region runs from base 211 to 939 and encodes 242 amino acids. Gene Ontology annotation, biological process: translation; ribosomal small subunit assembly. Gene Ontology annotation, molecular function: structural constituent of ribosome; rRNA binding; mRNA binding. Gene Ontology annotation, cellular component: ribosome. The record is from RefSeq and is a predicted model, not a curated record.
GCCCGAGGGUCGGGCCGGGCCGCCGCGGGUAUGGGAAAGACGAGCGUUUCCUUAUGCCGCCUUUUUCGUGGGCGUUGCAGCGCGAGGCUCUAGCGCCCAGACCAGUGGGGUGAAGGGUGGAUGUAGAACCUUGUGGCGCUUCUCUCCCGUCGCUCGCUCAGGCGCGCCGAGGGCAGUCCCCGGUGUGGGGCGUCCUCGUGACCAGCCAAGAUGGCCGCCCCCGUGGCGAAGGCUGCGCUCGGGUGGACAGGCUUGGCGCUGGGCGUGCGGCCGACCGUGUGCUGGCUUCCAGGGCUCACGCAGGUGCGGUGGAGCCGCUAUGGGCCUGAGUACCGGGAUCCCUUGGUGGAAAAGGACUAUUACCGCAAGCCCGCGGCCGAGCUCACCGAGGAGGAGAAGUAUGAUCGGGAACUCAAGAGGACUCAGCUCAUCAAAGCCGCGCCCGCCGCGAGGACCAGCUCCGUGUUCCAUGACCCCGUCAUCAGCAAAUUCACCAACAUGAUGAUGAAGGAUGGGAACAAGGUCCUGGCCAGGUCCCUCAUGACACAGACCCUGGAAGCCAUCAAGAGGAAGCAGUUUGCCAAGUACCACGCGGCCUCAGCAGAGGAACGCACGAGCAUCGAGCUCAACCCCUAUGUUAUCUUCCACCAGGCGCUGAAGAAUUGCGAGCCUGUGCUGGGGCUCAUAUCUGUCCUCAGAGGCGGACAUUUCUACCAGGUGCCUGUGCCGCUGGCCGACCGCCGACGCCGCUUCCUGGCCAUGAAAUGGAUGAUCACGGAGUGCCGGGAGCGGAAGCACCGGCGGACGCUGAUGCCUGAGAAGCUAUCCCAGGAGCUGCUGGAGGCCUUCCAGAACCAGGGCCCCGUGAUCAAGCGGAAGCAUGACAUGCACAAGAUGGCUGAGGCCAAUCGUGCCCUGGCCCACUACCGCUGGUGGUAGGGAGGCCCAGGAGCCCCGCGCCCUCUACUCUGCCACUUCCAUGGCGAGGGCACCUGUCGGGCAUGG